GAAGACGCGUGUCUGGGCUUGAGAGAGUGUUCAGCUGUGUGCAUCCGGUGUGCGUGUCUGCCGUGCCCCUGUACUGUGCCUGAUUAACUGUUCUGUGCCCUUGAAAGUUGCUGUACUGUGUGAGGAACCUGUCAUUAAACUAGAACUUAGUGUUGAACGUGUAUCCUUUGUGCCCUGCCUCGUUCCCUCCUCCCCUCGGUGUUCGAUGUGGGCCGCUGUGAGUGACUGGUGCCCGUGUGGCUGUUCUGGGGAUCACGCCUGCCUGCCCGUGGAUGCGGCCCCUGGCAGCAGCACCUCAACGUAAACACUAAACAACGCCGCCAGGCCCAGCACCAGCAGGCCCAGGCAAAGUCUGGGCAGCUCGACAGAAUAUCUGAUGACACAACAACAAACUAAAACGUCAGCUAGCAUUUAACACUGACGGGGCUCUGGAGGCCGUGGUCCCACGCCUGACUAGCCCCCAAAACACUCCAGAAGAAGUCCCAGGCAGGCGCCGCAGCGGGGUGACGGAUCCGAGCCUGGCUCUGGUGCUGCGAAUUCAUUACCAGUUGGCAUCCAUUGAACACCCAGGUUUCAAGAGACUUCACUCCUGACAGAAAUGGGCCUUGAAGGCGAAGUACGGCUGUAGGAAGGCAUCCACCUGUUCCCGGCGUCGCGAGACCAACAAGUGUUCGGCCAUGGAGGAGUCGGUGGUGGUGGCCGAGAAUAAGGUCAGCGAGCUCCUCACCGAUAUCCUGAAGGUGGAUGCUCUCCAGGAGGCUUUGGUCAACCUGCUGGUGGUGCCUAAGACGGAGAAGGAGGCCGCCCGCUUGAGCACUGUCUGUGCUGACCUGCAGCGGGUCAUCACCGAGGCAUGCACUGAGGCUGUGAAUGCUGCAAAUGCAGCACAGGAUGGGCAAAAGGGGCCAGAGGCAGCAAAGCCUGCAGGCAGUGACCUUUCAUUGCGGAUACAAGAAGGAGGAGUCAGCACCAUUGUCUCCAUCUUGGCACGGCAGAAUAAUCCUUAUCGGGCACAGUUUGUUGCAUCUGCUCUCACACACCUUUCAACUACCAACACAGUUUCCCCAAAAGUGAUAUGCAUUGGUCUCCUCACCAAUGAGAACCUUGUUCCAGACCAUGAUAUAUUUUGGGUGACUACAUUUGGCAUCAUUAAGAAAAUAAUUACAGGAGUGGACUACAAAGGUGUGCGUGAAAUUAUGAAGAUGUGCCUGGACCGUGCCCGUCUGCUGCCCUCUAACUUGCGUCGUUCCCAGCUGCAGUUAGUGGAUGCAUUGUGUGACGUAAUGAUUUUGAUAUUUGACCGAAAUGCAUCGCUUCUUCCAGGAUACUUCAUUGUCAAUGAACUCCUGAAACUCUACCCAGAUUACAAACAGUGGCCACACUGGAAACUGGCAUCACUUCUCACAGACUUUGUAGACAAGUUUCGCAGAGCUGCCCAAAUGUUGUCAAUAGUUGGUCGCCCAAAACUAAGGCCAAUUGUUGAACACACAGGUCACAACAGUCCCUCAAUCAAUUCCUGGAAAUUGGAUUCCUUGACCUUGAAGUUCCAGCUGAAAGGAGCACUUCCCUACAGUCCAGAGCUCCUGGAGCCUCAGCCUGGUCUCCUGCGCUACAUCCUGCGGCAGCCCUACUCCAGGGAAAUGGUCUGCACUGUGAUAGACAUCCAGAAGAAGCAAAAGCAACGAUGCAUUGCCUUGGAGGAACAGCUGGUGGAACUGAUGGUGUCUGCCCUUGAAGACUGCAGUCACAUUGAGUCUCCCAACAGCAACCCUGCCAGUAACACCACCAAUGGCUCCCUGCCUACCCCUCUUGACCACAGUCCAUGCUCCUGUGCCCACCUAUCUUCUCUCCUCAUUUACUUUGUCCUCUUCCAACUUAUUUCAUUUCCAUCUCUUGUCCUCAGACUACAUGAAAAGUUGAAAGGUAAAAGUACUCACCAAGGACGAGAUCAUCUGAUGUGGGUGUUGCUCCAGUUCCUCUCUGGUAGUAUACAGAAGAAUCAGUUCUCCGAUUUUCUUCCUGUUCUGAGACUAAUCGAGGUUUUGUAUCCAGAGCAAGAUCCUCUUACUGUACCAGACUACACUGACCCCCAGUGUGCCAUGCAGAUGUCUGCCAUGUGUAUCCUGAUGCACAUUCUAAAGAAGGCCCAGGCUGACAACAUCAAAACACCACGCUCCCUUCCUACAGUUUUUAAGAAUCAUCAUGAAUUUCUACAGAAUUUGGCACAUAACCCUCAGCUUCCACUUAUCACUGCUGGUGCCCCUCCUGACUACAGAAUUGCUCUCCUAGUCAAUGCAUAUUCUACAAACCAGGAGUAUUUUCAGAGGCCAAUAUUAACCCUAUCAGAAAGUAUCCAGGGUAGCCAGAAGUCAACUGUACAAAUGCCCGGCAUCAACUGUGUGGCUCAUGGCAGCACUGCACCACUCUCCAUAACACUGCUGGAUGCUCUCACUGUCCAUGUGAAGAUGAGUCUGGUGCACAACAUAGCACAGCACAUACAAAAACAAGCCCAGCACAAAUCGGCCAUAGCUCUGGCACCUGCACUCAUUGAAACUUAUGCCAGGCUCUUGGUUUAUACAGAAAUUGAGAGUAUUGGCAUUAAAACCUUCAUCAACAACUUACUGCCAGUGGUGUACAAGAGCCAUGUGUGGAGCAUCCUUCAUGCCUUGUUGGAGAUGUUCAUCCAUCGCAUCCACCACUCCCCUCCUCAGUACCGUAUUCAGUUGCUGUCCACCAUCCACCACAUGACAGCUGUUCCCCUUAACACCAUGACCCAGAUGACACAGUUGCAUCUCUGCAUGGAGAGUGUUGCACUUCGCUUGAUCACAGGUUUGGGAAAUUCUGAAGUCAUGCCCAGCCUUACUCGGUACACAUUUUGCUCUGACACAAAACCCAACCUCAUCAGUACUGACUCAGAAGAACUUAAUAGAGUGUUGGUUUUGACAAUGGCCCGGGCCAUACAUGUCACAGGCUGUGACAGUUCUGGGGACUCAGCACGGUGGUGUGUGGACUUCCUGAAAACUGUGAUGGCUCAAACACCUCACACUUGGGCUAAUCACACCCUUCAGUGUUUUCCACCAGUCAUAGCUGAGUUUUAUCACCAGUGUGCUGCUCCCAGGGAGAAUAUGCACACACUGAAGAAAGCAGUUGAGGAGGAGUAUCGAAAGUGGAAAUCAAUGAGUAAUGAAAAUGACAUCAUAGCUCACUUCUCCCUUCAGCACAACACUUCUCCAUUGUUCCUGUGUCUUCUUUUCAAGAUGGUGCUGGACACAGACAGAGUUCCUAACAUCGCUUACAAGGUCCUGGAGCGUGUGGGUCCUCGCCAGCUUGCAGCACAUGUUCGAACACUGUGUGACUUCUUGGUACUGGAAUUUUCUAACAGUGCUGGAGGUCAGCAUGUUACCAAGUAUGUAGAGACCAUGAACUCCAUCAUAUGGGUGUACAACAUUGUCCCCAUCGAUCGCCUCAUGCUCUGUUUGGCAUUAAGAACUCAAGAAGGAAGUGAAGCCCAUGUUUGCUUCUUCAUCAUUCAGUUGCUGCUGCUAAAGCCUGCUGAACUUCGCAAUCGUGUUCAAGAGUUUGUUAAAGAAAACACCCCAGAUCACUGGAGACAGAACAAUUGGUAUGAGAAGCAUAUGGCUUUUCAUCGUAAGUUUCCAGAAAAGUUCUCCCCGGAAAGCAUCUUGGCAGAACAGGGCACCCUCACUGCCCAGUACCAGACCCUGCCUAUCUACUUCUCCAAUGUUUGCCUCAGAUUCCUACCAGUUUUGGACAUCAUCAUUCACAGGUUCCUGGAGCUCCAUCAGGUACAUAAAAAUUUGGAAACUAUUUUGGAAAGGCUGGGAAUGCUCUACAAGUUUCAUGAUCGCCCAAUCACUUACCUCUACAACACACUUCAUUACUAUGAGAACAAACUUAGAGAGCGUCCUAACUUGAAGCGACGCCUUGUGGUGGCUGUCAUCAUGUCGCAGCAAGAAAUUCGGCCUCAGGGAUGGGCACUCACUGAGGCCUACCGACAGUAUCUAGCACGCCCUCCUGAUGACAUCACCUGGAAUCCAGAACUCUCCUACUACACGGCCCUUGUCAGGCGUUUAGUCAACACUAUGCAAGGCAAGCCAAUAUUUCCAUCAAUUGAGUGGCGCUUCAAUGAGUUUGCCAACAGUGGUGCUCAUGCAUUGCAUGUGAGCUGUGUGGAGUUGAUGGCCCUACCCAGUAACCCUACCAUAGUGGCAAACAUGCUGCUGAAUGUCUUACUCAAAGGCUACUGUGACAUCCCUCCUGGAGAAAUAGAAGAAUGGGUGAAUGCUAUAGGCCUCAUUCUCACCUGGCUCCCAGAGCCAUACUGGAAUGUCAUCCAUGACCGCAUCAUUGAUUUGCUGCAGUCACCCAGUCUUGCAUCAUCUGGGAGCAGCACUCUGAACCCUUUCACUAUGCUGAAUCUGGAGCAGCUGCGCUCAUCCUUUUGUGACAUGAAUGCUGCCCUCACACUGGCACUUGUUCAUUCCUUUUGGCACCAUGCUUCCUUUGGUCAAGUUGGUCGUAUACCCCAAUUAAUGAGGGAAAGGAUAAGGCCAAUACUAACAACUGAGGAGCAGUUAGUGGUGGUAUGUCAUCUGGUGGGGCCUUUCCUUCAGCGCUUCAACAGUGAGCUGGCACGCAAGGUGUUUGAUGUCACCAUUGAACUUUAUGAAGCUGUGGCAAAGGUUGACCGCAGUGUGACAGAGCUGAAGUACAUGGAUCCCAUUUGUGAUGUGCUCUACCACAUCAAGUAUAUGUUUACUGGGGACUCUAUCAAGACGGAUGUAGAAGGCAUCAUUCGGGGUCUGAGGCCAGCACUGCAGAGGCGGCUGCGCUUCAUCACACAUCUGAAUCUUGAUUCUAUUGAGAACAAUGCAAACAACGCCAACAACAGUAACAACCCAGGCACCAACAACAAUGCAUCAGUCAAUAAUAGCAGCAGUAAUAACAGUAGCAUCACCACCACUGCUAGCAACAGCAACAGCAACAGCAGUUCCACUUCAACUCUUACUCCAAAUACAGUGGUGCAGGCUGGUGGAACAGGAGCAGCAGCCCCAGUCCUUGGGCCUUCUGCAACUGGCAUGGGGGCACUGGGUAGCCUUGGGUCUAAUGUUGCCUUGAGUGGUGUGAGUCAAUCAUCUUCUGUGACUGGAGGUGCAACUUCAUCUGGAUUAGGAGUGAGCUCCCUUGGGGCUGCUUCCAGCCUGGCUUCCCUCCUGCAAGACACAUCCCCUGUCAGCACAUCAUAAAAAAAAUUUAGGACUUGAACAACAGUUUUUUUGUUGUCCUCAACAACUGUAUAGCAAUUAUAAUGAGAUAAGUAUAUAAUUGGAUAGUACAAGUACUGUGAGAAGAGGUUCCAAUUUCCAGUUUGUAAAAUACAUGACUACCUUCCAUUAGACAAAGAACUUUUCUUCUAAUUUACUAAUAUUGCUUUUAUAUUUUUAUAGCAACACUAUUAGAUCAAAGUAAGUAAUUAUCCACAGGUUCAGUAGUAAUGGCCUUAAUGAUGAGUGAGGCUCUGAAAAUAAUAAAAUUAUUUAAUGCCUAGUAGAUAUAAGCUUGAUAACUGAAAGUGGAUAAAUAAAUUUGACAAAGAAGCUGUUUCUUACUUCAAACAUGACAUAUGUAAUUUAUAAGUAGUACAGAACAAAAUCAUGUAGAUACAGAAAACUACAAUAAAUAUCAAAAGUAUU
Molecule: messenger RNA, 5714 nt
Organism: Eriocheir sinensis (Chinese mitten crab)
Lineage: Eukaryota; Metazoa; Arthropoda; Malacostraca; Decapoda; Varunidae
Gene: MED23
Product: mediator of RNA polymerase II transcription subunit 23-like
Exons: 29
Coding region: 678-5267 (1529 amino acids)
Biological process (GO): regulation of transcription by RNA polymerase II; positive regulation of gene expression
Cellular component (GO): mediator complex; transcription regulator complex
Source: RefSeq, a predicted model, not a curated record